CGUAUCUCUCUCACUACCGUCACACCAUUUCACCCAAAAAAAAAAGAAAUGGAAAACUUAACCCUCACCGGAUUACUCAAAGAAGUCGCCGGAAAAUUCCCCAACCGGAGAGCAAUUUCCGUCUCCGGUAAGUUUGAUGUAACUCAUUCUCACUUACACCAAUUAGUCGAACAUGCCGCCUCCCGCCUCCUCGCCGCCGGUGUUCAUCCCGGCGAUGUUGUUGCCCUCACCUUCCCAAACACCUUUGAGUUUGUGAUUAUGUUCUUGGCGGUGAUCCGAGUUCGAGCCACCGCAGCACCACUAAACGCAGCCUACACGGCAGAUGAAUUCGAGUUCUACCUCUCUGACUCAGAAUCCAAACUCCUCAUCACUUGUGCAGAAGGAAAUAAAGCGGCCGAAGCCGCCGCUUCUAAGAUCAACCUCCCCCUCGCCACCGCAUCUUUCACCUCCGCUGACUCAGAAAUCACACUCUCCUCAGCUCAGCCCGAGUCAGACUCAGUCUACUCGCUGGCCACACUCGUUAACGAGCCUUCUGACGUGUCACUCUUCCUCCACACCUCCGGGACAACCAGCCGCCCCAAGGGUGUCCCACUGAGUCAACUCAACCUGUUCUCCACUGUCAGGAACAUCAAAUCGGUAUACAAAUUAACCGAGUCUGACUCGACGGUGAUUGUCCUCCCCUUGUUUCAUGUCCACGGGUUGAUGGCGGCGUUACUGAGUUCACUCGGUGCUGGCGCGGCGGUGACUCUCCCUUCAGCAGGGAGAUUCUCGGCGUCGACGUUUUGGUCUGACAUGAAGAAAUACAAUGCCACGUGGUACACUGCAGUCCCCACCAUUCACCAGAUCAUCCUAGACCGCCACGUAAGCAAACCCGAAACAGAAUACCCGAAACUCCGGUUUAUUCGGAGCUGCAGCGCGUCGUUAGCCCCGACUAUCUUGAACCGGCUUGAGGAUUCAUUCGGUGCACCCGUUUUGGAAGCGUAUGCGAUGACGGAGGCGACCCAUUUAAUGUGUUCUAACCCGUUGCCUGAGGAUGGGCCGCAUAAAGUGAGCUCAGUUGGGCGACCCGUGGGUCAGGAGAUGGCGAUUUUGGAUGAAAAUGGUCAAGUUCAGGGACCGAGGUCUAAAGGAGAGAUUUGUAUUAGGGGCCCGAAUGUCACAAAAGGGUACAAGAAUAACCCGGAGGCAAACAAGUCGGCUUUUCAAUUCGGGUGGUUCCAUACGGGUGAUGUCGGGUUUUUUGAUGAAGACGGGUAUUUGCAUUUGGUGGGUCGGAUUAAGGAGCUCAUUAACCGUGGAGGGGAAAAGAUAUCACCAAUUGAAGUGGAUUCAGUGCUUUUGUCGCAUCCUGACCUUGCGCAAGCUGUUGCUUUCGGGGUCCCUGAUGACAAGUACGGUGAAGAGAUAAACUGUGCAGUCAUUCCAAGAGAAGGAGUCGAGGUUGACGAGGAAGCGGUAACAAGAUUCUGCAAGAAAAUGCUAGCAUCAUUCAAGGUACCGAAGAAGGUAUUCAUCACCGACUUUUUACCAAAAACUGCAAGCGGGAAAAUACAAAGAAGAAUCGUGGCGGAACACUUCCUAGCUCAGAUCUCGACUGCUAAAGUUCCCAAGUUCGGGGCUUAAGAAAGAAAGAAGAUGAACCAAACGCCGCCUUGUCCGGGCACUAUAUAGCCAUAUAGGUAGUUCUGGUUUUUUAGCAUAACAGAACUGUCCUUUGGUUUGAUCAUUCUGGGUAUGUAACUUCGGUUUAUCUCUGAAAAUGUAAUACAGUAUGUUCUUUCCACCCUUAUCAUUGUAUAGUCUAUGGAAAAUGGGGUGACAAACAUAUCAGAAAUACAACAGAGUUAUUGUAGCAUAUUGAUCCUUCAUGAAGAAAUAUGUAUCGAUUAAUCAGAAACAUGGUUGAUUUAUACGUAGUAGAAUAGAAUUAUACUGUAUGAAUGUAUGUCGAUGUCGGAGAUUAACUUAGGUAUGUAUGCCAUAUAUGUAAUGUAAGGUUUUGGAUCCUCUAGAGUUCUAAAAUAACUCUACAAGGUAUUAUUUCUCCAUAAUUCAAUGGUUCAUAUAUUAUUUUUACAUAA
Molecule: messenger RNA, 2081 nt
Organism: Spinacia oleracea (spinach)
Lineage: Eukaryota; Viridiplantae; Streptophyta; Magnoliopsida; Caryophyllales; Amaranthaceae
Product: probable CoA ligase CCL9
Exons: 4
Coding region: 49-1623 (524 amino acids)
Biological process (GO): fatty acid metabolic process
Molecular function (GO): medium-chain fatty acid-CoA ligase activity
Source: RefSeq, a predicted model, not a curated record